UGUGUUGAUAAUGCAUAAAUACCCAGCCAUUGGAAUGGUGAAGGGCUGAAGCAAAGUUAUACCAAGCUUUUCCUGAAGAGUCCAGGAUGUCUUCCAUUCCUUGUCUUACCCUGCCCUCUGGGCAUAAGAUGCCUCAGCUUGGCCUGGGGACCUGGCUGUCUCUUCCAGAAAACAUUCCAAAAGCUGUUGAACAGGCACUCGAAUGUGGCUAUCGGCACAUUGACCUUGCUCCUCUUUAUGAGAAUGAGAAAGAAUAUGGUGAAGCUAUUGAGAAGGCUCUGAAGAAGGGUCAAGUGAAGAGGGAAGACCUUUUCAUUGUUAGCAAGCUGUGGAACAGUUUCCAUGCUCCUGAAGAUGUGAAGACAGGUUGCCUGCAAAGUAUGAAGGACCUACGAGUGGAUUAUCUGGAUCUAUACCUAAUGCACUCCCCAAUGGGCAUCAAGAAUGUCAAGGGGGAACUUAUGCCCCUGAAGGAUGGCAAAGUGAUUUUCACUGAUGUUGAUUAUGUGGAUACAUGGAAGGCAAUGGAGAAGCUUGUGGAUGAAGGCCUGGUGAGAAGCAUUGGGGUGGCCAACUUUAACAAGUCUCAAAUGGAGAGGUUGCUCUCUUGUGCGAGAAUUAAACCCUGUGUCCUCCAGGUGGAGCGGCAUUGUUACCAGAACCAGAAGGAGCUGACUGCCUUCACCAGGACUAACAAGAUGGUCAUGACAUGCUACAGCCCCCUGUCAUGCCCAAAGACUCCUUUCCGUCCACAUAAAUGGGAACCUAAGAAUGGCAUGGAAGACCCAGUGGUGAAGGAAAUUGCUAAGAAGCAUGGAAAAUCUCCUGCUCAGAUUUUGAUCCGCUAUAACAUACAAGCUGGCCUAGCCACUAUUCCCAAGAGUGAAACACCUGCUCACAUUAUCGAGAACGCAAAGGUCUUUGACUUCUGCCUCACCGAUGAUGAUGUUAAAAAGCUGGAAUCUCUCCAUUGUGGGGCACGGGCUGUUCCCUGGGACAUCCAUGGGUUGGGCGAGCAUAAGUACUACCCGUUCAAGUAAUUCUGCAAGUGAUGCCAUUCUUUCCCACAAUCUUAACGGCAGGGAAAUGCCAAAACAGCUUUUUGCAUUUUAUAUCUAGCACAGCCAAGUUAAUUUUGCUAAUGCAGUAACUCCAGGUCUUCUCUGGGUGAUGGAACAACAGCAAAAGAAACAUCAGCGGUCAGUGAUGAAAGGAUUUGAGUCUCUAGGGAGAUCUGGAAGGGGACCAGAUCUGCAUCCAAUGUUCAGUUGACCCUGAUAUCUGCUUGUGCUGGACCCCUCCAUCCUCUAAUCCAUCCACACAUCUCUGCAAAGCAGGGCGUGGCACCAACCUCACAGGGAGCGCUGCAGUGUUGAGGCCAGCAUGUCCCAGAGAAAAAGGAACCUCCUCUUGGGACAUUUCUUGUAUCUGCAAUUUAGCAGCAAAACGCCAAAUUAAGAGGAGGAGGAAGCAGCUAAGCAGACACAACCAGAGAAAUGUACUUUCAGAAAGGGCAAAUUGAAUUGUAAAAGAUAGAUUUUUAUACACAAAUUGAGCUUGCUUUUUUCCUUUUUAAAAGGCACUGUCAUUUUUAUAUGGUGAGAAAUGCUUUGCAAGUUUUUCUGGAAAUGCUCCUUCCGCUUGUCUAAAUAAAACAACUGCCUUUGCCAAA
This is a messenger RNA of Heteronotia binoei (common prickly gecko), 1672 nucleotides long. RefSeq names its product 1,5-anhydro-D-fructose reductase-like. The record is from RefSeq and is a predicted model, not a curated record. Bases 87 to 1040 code for a protein of 317 amino acids. Gene Ontology annotation, cellular component: cytosol. Lineage: Eukaryota; Metazoa; Chordata; Lepidosauria; Squamata; Gekkonidae. The transcript is spliced from 10 exons. Gene Ontology annotation, molecular function: aldose reductase (NADPH) activity.